UCUCUGUUCACUUCAACAGACUUUGAGACGAUGGCUAACAGAGUUGAACUUGGAGGAUGGGGUGAGACAAAGGAUGCCACUGGGGAAACCCAGAACAUUUGUUAUCAGGUGAAAGACGAAGUGGAGCAAAAGACUGAUAAGAAAUAUGUGGAUUACACAGCAACUGAAUACAGGAGUCAAAUUGUGAAUGGAGAAAACUUCCUCAUCAAGGUUUUUGUUGGAGGGAAGGACUACAUCCAUCUGAGAGUUUUCCAAUUCAUUACAUUUGUAAGAGACGUGGAGGAAAUAAAAUAUGUCCUGCUGGGUGUGGAGCAGCACAAAACCAAAGAGGACCCCCUCGUACCUUUUUAGCAACUGAUCACACAACCUGUUUCAACAGUGAAAUACUUACAGGCUGCAGUCUCAUAUUAAAAUGCUCUGCUUCUUUAUCCUGAAAUGAUUUGAUGUUGAUUCUAUUCACUCAGAGAGAUAAAUAUAUUUGGUGUUGGGAAGCAGCAAGUUGAAUGCACUGCCUUCUCAAGAAAUAAAAAGGAUUUGAAAAUU
Cottoperca gobio is the source of this 543-nucleotide messenger RNA. Its product is annotated as leukocyte cysteine proteinase inhibitor 1-like. Gene Ontology annotation, molecular function: cysteine-type endopeptidase inhibitor activity. Lineage: Eukaryota; Metazoa; Chordata; Actinopteri; Perciformes; Bovichtidae. The record is from RefSeq and is a predicted model, not a curated record. The transcript has 3 exons. The coding region runs from base 31 to 351 and encodes 106 amino acids. Gene Ontology annotation, cellular component: cytosol.